CUCAGAACUGUCAGCUGUCAUAAUUGAUACAAUCGGUUCUUCUGUCAAUUGAAGUUGUUUCUGAUUGUGUAGUUAUCUACCUAAAUAGCAUUUUAAAAAGUUAAUGUUAACGGAGAGUUCUUUGGUAAAAAAGAUAAACUAUUGGAAAAUAUAGGCAAUUUAUCUGAUUCAAAGUUUUUGAAGCUAGCAGUGGUUUCUAAAAAUGAACCAUGGUGAAUGUUAUGAAAGGCGUUCUCGUCGAAUGUGAUCCUGCUAUGAAACAGUUCCUUCUUCACCUGGACGAGACUUUAGCCCUGGGCAGAAAGUUUAUUCUCCAAGACCUGGAUGAAACACAUCUAUUUAUAUCUGCAGACAUAGUGGAAACUCUGCAAGCUCGUGUGGAUGAUUUGAUGGACCAACUUAGCAUACCAGUACAUGACAAAGGAAUGUAAAGAUGGCUUCCCACGCUAGAGGUAAUAGAGACACGGAGAGGAGGAAGAUUUUAGACGAUGCAGCAAGGAAGCGCAGAGCUAGAAAAGCAGUUGAGGCCCUCGAGCAAGACAAUUUCCAUGAAGACCCACAUGCUGACCUGGUUAUGUCGAAGAAGGUGCCGAAAUUCGCAGAAACAAAUGAAAAACCUACCAGAAAGAAAAAGACCAAAAGUGCUGAGUACUAUAAAAUGCGAUUUCGGAAGACAUUUGCGCAGUUAGUUGAAGAAGAUGCAAGUUUUAGACCCGACCCGCCCAAUUACCUGUCUGCGCAAGUGCCACCUUCUAAAUUUCCCGAUCGACAUUUCUGUGCUGUUUGUGGUUUUCCAUCGAACUACACUUGCAUACCUUGUGGAGCUCGUUACUGUUGCGUUCGCUGCCUUGGAACACACUUAGACACAAGGUGCCUCAAAUGGACUGCGUAAUUCUUCCGUUUUGUAUUAAUCAAAUAAAAUUUUCUA
This is a messenger RNA of Spodoptera exigua (beet armyworm), 928 nucleotides long. The record is from the annotation of a GenBank genome assembly. NCBI's taxonomy places the organism in Eukaryota, Metazoa, Arthropoda, Insecta, Lepidoptera, Noctuidae.